This is a messenger RNA of Mesorhabditis spiculigera, 5640 nucleotides long. The record is from the annotation of a GenBank genome assembly. Lineage: Eukaryota; Metazoa; Nematoda; Chromadorea; Rhabditida; Rhabditidae.
AUGUCAACAACAGGAUUAUUGCAGAAGGAUCAGGGCGGCCCCGAUUUGACCCGGGCCACCGUCGUCGGCAUGGCCUUCGUCUCGGGGGGCUCGCAGACGCCUUCCGGCCCCCCACAACCUCAGCCGGCCGCUUUUCCCGGGUACCAGCCGAGUCUACAGCAGCAGUUACAGGAGGCGAUACUUCAACAACAACAACAAGCACAAGCACAGCAACAGCAUCAGCAACAACAACAGCAGCAACAAGAAGGAGCUAAUAUGCAAAAUCCAAUGAUGCAACAAAUGCUGGCCCAACUUCUCCUAGCACAGCAAGCUGCUCAGCAGCAAGCGACCGCCGCCCCUCCACCACCCCAACCACCGCCAAGCCAACAGCUUCUUAUGGCCAUACAGCUGCUGCAACAACAGCAACUGCAACAAGCCCAAGCCCAACAAGCUGCUCAAGCUCAAGCUCAAGUCCACCAACUACAGCAAGUUGUAGCCGCGUCGGCCGGCCCGAAUAUCGCAACACCGACCCCCCAAAUGGCCGCGCCAAUUGCUCAACCACAACCACAGAACGCCAACAAUCCAUUGCUGUAUUAUCAGCUCGCCGCCGCCCAGUUGGCACGUGAACAGUCGCAACAGCAGCAACAGCAGCAGCAGUCGGCCUCCGGCAGUUCGCAGCAGCAACAGCAGCCACAACUUUUGCAAUCGAUUCCAUCAACUUCUGCUUUUCAUUCGACUGCAUCUACGUCGGCUCAUGACUCGAGGCCGAAUUAUCCCCCAGUGAACCAAGCGACGGUGCCGAAUCCGAGGUUGCUGGAAGCUGUGCCCGAACUCGUUCACCCUUCGAACGCACCUGGGUCUCAGAUUCAACAGGACAAAUCGGGAAACCAAUUGUCGGAGUUAUCGGUGCAGGAGCGGAUUUCAAGGCUGAUCAGCGACAACGAGGCGAUCAUCCAGCAGCCACAAGUUAUGAUAAAGCGGCGACCAUACCACCGGUCAACCCAAUCGAGCAUUGAGAUGGAUUCUGCAUCUGGAUCCACCCGAACAUCCCCCGGAAGUAGUGGGGUACGUGAACACCACCGAAUGCCUACCACGCGAAGCCAAUCCCUCUACGAACCCUUACAAGGUGUAAAAGCCUUUGGUGGCGGAAAUGGACCAAGCUAUAAUGGUGGUGCUGCCGGCUCCAUCACAUCUGGACAACCACUUUCCCGCUCCGAUCGGCCAGCGACAUCCAACCACCCCUGUCAAUACUGCCAAGCGCAGUUUGGCAACCUUCACUUGAUGAUGAUGCACGAAACGACGUGCACCAAAAAAGCUGAAAUGAGCCGACCACCACCUGCAUCGACGGCGCCGAAGCUUGAAGAGACUUCGCGCAAUAGCGAUUCGCCGGUCAUCAUUGCUGAUCAUCGUCACCCCUUGAAACGCCGCCUUUUGAGUGCUGUCGCUGAGCAGCCGCAUAAGAUGUCGAAAGCGGACAUUGCCAGCCCGGCUCCAACGGAUGAACAAUUCUCCUCCCAACAGCUUCCGAUUAUCCCUGAGACCCGGAAGCUUGCACCCGGAAUUUCCACCGGAUUGUCCCGAAGGGCUACUGUAGCUGCUCUCUCCUGCGAGACCGUCGCCAACACCGCCCCUUCCAUCCCGAUUCAUAGCAUUCAGAGCUAUCAAUCUCUUGCCGGCAACAAUCUGCAGAAUAUGCAAGCUCUCCAAGCUCAGCAUCUGAUCCAGCAACAGCAACAACAACAAAUACAAACUCAGAUGCAAAAAGAGGCAGCAAUUCACCAGUUAGCCGUGGCAUCACAACAACAGCAACAGCACAAUCAACAGCAGCAGCAGCUCCAGAAUCAGCAGAACAACCCGCUGAUCGCCCAACAAUUGCUGGCACAGCUGCAACAAAUCCAGCAGCUUGGACAGCUCCAACCGGCAGCACCAUCUAUUCAAAGCUUGUUGCUCAGUCUCCAAGGCGGAAUGAACGGUCAACCACAGAUGCCGCAAUUGGCCGUCCUGCUAGCACAACAACAGCAACAACAAGCCGAAGUUCUACGCCAACAACAACAAUUCCUAAGUCAAGCUGCUGGAUCGGCAUCGCUUCCUGGUUCAUCCACCCAGCUGCCCUUGCCACAACCAUCAGCUCUGCAGAACCAGGCGCCGCCAAACUUUUUGCAACAAUUGCAACAGCAACAAGCCUUGCAGCAACAAGAACAACAACGCCAGCAGCAAUUGCUCCAGCAACAAACCCCCCACAUGAAUGGCGGCCCGAAUGUGCAGCAAAGCUUGGCACAGCUGCAUCUUCAGAAUGGCCAAGGACAGAAGCAUCUGAAUGGGUUAGCCGAUAUCAAACAAGAAUCGGGGACCAGCUCUGCCUUUCGCAACCCGGAUGCUAUGAAGGUGAUGCCACCUCCCGUUCCAAAGGCUACAUCACUUGGAAGUUCGGCCGAGGCCCUGCGUACACAGCUGGAGAAGCCAGUGGAAGCUUUGAGUGGCGAUAUCAAUAAGCCGUACACUUUGGUGUUGGCGAGCAAGGAACCAACACAGGUUUCAGCCCAGCAGCAGGAAGUCAAAGAGAAGCUUUCGAACCGUCAUCGUGCGCUAGCUUCCGAUACUUAUUGCUGCCUACAUCGGCUGCUCCCAUCUGCAAAGGAGCAAGGGCCGCGCGAGAGCUCCUAUAACUCCUGGCCAAAGAGCCGUGGCACGGAAGUCGAGAAAAACCUUAACAAGAUGUACCUCUCCACUUGCCAGAUGACCCCCGGCACCGGGAUCAAGGAGUUUUUUCGAGUAACUUCCGCUAACCGUGAAGGUGGCCAACUCCGCGUCACCCAUUCUUCCUUUUGGGAGAUCUCCACGAAGCUGCGCCUCCGCCAGAACCAAAACCUGGCCCUCAUCACCGCCAUGAAUCAACAAGGGCCGACCAAUGGCCUCUACGAAUACGGUGCCAAGAGGCCUAACCAAGAAAAGCUCCCAACCGCAAUGAUUGUUCCUGAAAUGGUGAUCGGCCGUUCUGCGCCCCAGCCAUCACCCCAACCAACCCAACCAUCUCCACAAAUCGCCAUUCAACCAACACAACCUUCCGUUUCUACAGCAAUUGAACCUCCACUUGUACAUACAUCCCCUACAUCCCCUACAAAACCGACUACUUCUGCCCCGUCUGAAAUCCCGACAAUUGUCCUGCAAAAACACGAAAGCAUCCAAGCCCUAGAGGAAGAGGCCGCAAGAAAGUCCAAACAGCCCCAUAAACCUGAGCGAAAAGAAUCAUCCAUGAAUAAGUUUUCUGAUAAGAAGGAAACUGUCAUUGGUGGUCAUCGUACCGAUGAGGUCUAUGUGUACAUCCGAGGUCGAGGCAAAGGACGUUAUAUUUGUGAUCGAUGCGGAAUCCGCUGUAAAAAGCCAAGCAUGCUCAAGAAGCAUAUCAGGUCCCACAGCGACGUCCGGCCAUACCAGUGCAACCAAUGCAAUUUCUCCUUCAAAACAAAAGGCAACCUCACCAAACAUCUUGCUUCCAAGAGCCAUCGAAAGAAGGUUGCUGAGGCUGGAGGUGAUAUGUCAUACGCAUCUGACAGCGAAGAUGAAGACCGUCUUGAAAUUGCCUCCAACGCCGAUGAUGAAAUCAUCGAUCUGCAUUUGCAGAACAACUUUGACGAGGAUGGCCACAACAGCUCCGAUGAUGAGGAUGGAUAUCCAGAAGUUGAGACGAGAUUGCCAGCGUAUAGCACCCUUGGAUAUGGACAAGAGAAUAUUCUGGAGGAGAGAGCAACACAUACACCACCAUCACGAUGGGUACUUGUUGAAGAGACGCCGAAUAGUAAAUGGCCAACAGCGGAUAUACAAAGGCGCUGCUUCUCCGCACCACCCGUUGCUGCACUCCAAAGUUCAUCUCCAAUCCCGCCAGCUGAUCCAAAAGAAGAAGCGCCAACGACCCUCAUUUCAACGUUGUUACCCCCAUCGAAUCCGGUCUUCCUACAUCCGAUGGCGACAAGCCUCAACUCCGAGAUGCCCGUUGGAGCGGCGCUCCUUUCCGUCGAUUCUUCGUCCCUCUACGGCCAAUUUCUGUCGAAGGAGGAGCACCCUUGCACGCAGUGUGGCAGAAUCUUCCGUAAGCAAGCCGAGCUAACUCUUCAUCAACACACACACAACAUUGAGCGACAAACGGCCAAGAACAGAGUCUUCCAGUGCCCAGACUGCCGACAGCCGUUUCGGACGAAGCCGCUGCUUGUGCGACAUAUGUGGACGGCACACGGUGUACAGUUGCCCCUCGAUGCUGAACCAUUAGCUAUGGGCGACACCACUCUCCAAUCCGUCCUUGCAAACGCCCCCACAGCCAGCCCUCGAUCCUUUCUCUGCAGUGAUUGCGGAAUUGGCUUUCGCAAACACGGAAUCCUCGCCAAGCACCUCCGAAGCAAGACCCACGUCGUAAAGUUGGAAGGUCUCGGAAAGCUCCCGGCCGACAGCCUCAACCUCAUCAUGAAAAAAGACAAUGGCGCCUGUUUGACCGAUGUGGAUACAGCUGAUUGUGAAAAGGCUCGUGAAAGCUUGCUAGCAAUAGUCGAGACGAUCCGCGCUGAAUUCCCCGCAUGCGAUCAGCCGAUGACGUCAGAAGCGGAUUCGCAGAAUUCAGAAAACACCAGCGAUUCCACGACAUUCACAACGCCGACGGACAACCAAAUCACUGCUCCAUCAGCUCCAGUCGUAUCGUCACCUCAAGCCUCAGCCACCGCCAUCAGCACCGUCACAUUUCCACUGCUCAACCCGAACUUCCUACAAGUAGCCGCGUUUGCUGGAAUUGCAGCCCGGCGGCCAAGCAUGUCAUCCCAUGGGCCCAGCCCCAAGAAGAGAAGAGAGGACCCUUUCCCAUCGAUGCGACCACGCGGCGAUUCCUUUUCCAACCUGCCUUCCCUUGAACCGAUGCAUCGGAGAAGGGCCGAGACGUUCGGGGCUGUAUCGAUGCGGGAGCUGCACACGAGAACCAUUUCGGCUAACGUUUGGAUGCCGCCACGGGCAGACUCGAUGGAUCGUCCAAGGGUGCCUGAUGCAUGGAGUAAAGCUUCGACACCUGGGGAAUCGACCGAACCAGGUUCCUCACGUUCCGACGAUCUUGACUCACUUCGCUCUUCAUCUUCCACCCCUGUCCAUCGACCAAGCAACGGCCAUGCACCUUCCCCGCUUUUAGGCCCAACCAAAUGCAUCCUUUGUGAAAUCCAGUUUGAGACACAUGUCGAGUUACAGGUCCACAUGCAUGCCGACCACAUCUCAAUGCGUGACGGGAAGGAUUUUCGGUGCCCAAAGAAACACUGCGAUACGGUAUACCCAAACCGGGAAAGCCUUCGCCAGCAUCUUCUCCAUCUGCACUAUCAGCGAGGGAUGGUCAUGCUAGCCCCAGAUACAGAAGAGAGCAGCAAUCCGCCGAGUCCGUCUGACGGGCUACGGGAUCAUCGUUCUGAUUCAAUCUCGUCGCUGGUUGACAUAAAGAGCAACGUGCAGUUGAGUUCGUUACCGUGUGCGGUAUGCGGUGAUCGCUUCGUGGAUGCGAUGGCGCUGCAGGACCACUGGCUAACCCACGUCACAAAGCGGCCCCACAUUUGCUCGGUGUGCGAUGCUGGAUUCACAACAUUGGACGCGUUGAACGCCCACGCCGUGACGCACGUCAUGGAACAGGCAAAUGUCAGUUUU